UUGCAUUUCUUUCAUUAUUCUCCACUCUGCAGUUUCUUGAUCUGUUUAAAAGAAGAAGUAGAAAAGAUAAAUCCUCUCUUCAAUGCCUGGAAGGGAAAACAAAAUGACCUCGACUCCACUUUGAAAAAAUCUUUCCAAGAACUUUCUUCAGAGAUUUCACUCAGAUGAUUGACACAAUGAAGAAAGAACAGAUUUUGGGGGUUUCUAUAUGUCUGCUGCUUAGCUGUGCCUCUGCCCCUCUUAAUGCUGUUCCUGAGGAAGGCGAAGAACAUACAAACAUUACAGAUGCUAAGUUGCUACCAUUGAAACCUAUACAUUCAUUUUGUGCACUGAAAGCUGAUGAUGGCCCAUGCAAAGCAAUGAUAAAGAGGUUUUUUUUCAAUAUUCACACUCACCAAUGUGAAGAAUUUAUAUAUGGAGGAUGUGAAGGAAAUCAGAAUCGAUUUGAAAGUCUGGAAGAGUGCAAAGAGAAAUGUACAAGAGGUUAUCCAAAGAAGCCUAGAAGGACAAAGACAGCAUUGCAAAAAGAAAAGCCAGAUUUCUGCUUUUUGGAAGAAGAUGCUGGAAUCUGUCGAGGUUAUAUUACUAGGUAUUUUUAUAACAAUCAAUCAAAGCUGUGUGAACGCUUCAAGUAUGGUGGGUGCCUCGGCAAUCUCAACAACUUUGAAUCACUGGAAGAAUGCAAGAACACCUGUGAGGACACAUUGAAUGAUUUCCAGGUGGAUGAUUCUACAACCCAGCAUGAUGCUAUGAAUAACAACUCCUUGACUCCCCAGCCUACCAAGGUGCCCAGCUUCUUUGUUACAACAGAAAGAACAAAUGAUGGUUGGAAGAAUGCUGAUCACACUUACCAAGUCUUUCUGAACAUCUUCUGCAUUCAUGCAUCCAUGUUCAUUUUAAGAUUACAUAGCAUUUUAUGCAUAUGUUAAUAAUUGUGUUUUGACAUUUCUUUAAUAUUUAUAUGGUAU
Molecule: messenger RNA, 968 nt
Organism: Hippopotamus amphibius kiboko
Lineage: Eukaryota; Metazoa; Chordata; Mammalia; Artiodactyla; Hippopotamidae
Gene: TFPI
Product: tissue factor pathway inhibitor
Exons: 7
Coding region: 165-929 (254 amino acids)
Biological process (GO): negative regulation of peptidase activity
Cellular component (GO): extracellular region
Molecular function (GO): serine-type endopeptidase inhibitor activity
Source: RefSeq, a predicted model, not a curated record